GACUAGUUUUUACUGUACAAAAAAUUGAGUUUUUGUAUGCCUUUUUUAAUGUCUUUGAGCUUCACCCAAAUAGUACAUUUCUAUUAUUUAUCUAAUUUUAUGUCACCGGUGGAGGAUCUCAUCCAAUCACAGACAUUUAUAUUGAGAAAGAAAUACACCAGCCAAUGAAUAGCAGUCACCAAAAUGGAGGGGUUACCUAUAAAUACACCACCCUUGAGAAGGAGCCAUUAUUCGAAACCUGCCAGAUUUCCAAUAUUCAAAUUCAUUCAUAGUCAGUUCAUAGUUCAUCACCAGUAACUAUGUUGCGUAUUGCUAUCAUCUUGGCUGUGGCCUUUGCCUUAACAUCAGAACCAAGAGGAAGUGAUGCCCUCAUACAGUGUCCUCUUCUGUGGACAAUAUUCCAGAAUCACUGCUACAGGUUGUUUUAUUCUGGUAGUAGUCUCUCACAAGUUGAAGCUGAAGCAGAAUGCAACGAGUUUUCCUCGACAUCUGGAUCAAUUGCCCAUCUUCCAUCUGCAAGCACCCCUGCCGAAUAUAACUUUCUGCAAGUAUGGCUUGACGGAAUCAUCGAUAGACUGGAUAGCAAUCCUGUUAUAAUUGGACUAUAUUCUGAUUGGAUGAAUAUGUAUUUUGGAUACGACUUCGAGAAGCUAAAUCCCGAUUAUUACUACAUGCCCACAGGAACAGGCUCACUCACACAUUAUGUACUUAAACAUCAACGAAUUGAAAAAGGAGGCAAACAACAUAAUUAUGUAUGCAAAAUGCACACAACAACCAACACAAAUUUCAACGGGCAAUACUUUGAAACUGAAGAACCCGAGAUGGAUCCGACCCCGCCUCCCCCGACCACGCCUCCCCCGAACACUUCCCUGGCCCCUUCCCAAUAAUUGUCACACGUAUAGGCUAAAAUAAAUUCAUAUUGAAAUAAUUGAACUUUAAAUCAUAAAAAGAGAACCAGACAAAAUGUGUUCUAAUCCUAAUACUUAUUUUAUGCAUACUCAUACGUGUACUGAAUUUUUGUACUUUUUAGUAAUUUAAUUUUGUCUUCGACUUUAAGGAAACUGGACUAUUUUGAAAAGAAGUACUGUGUUACUAAAAAUUCUAUCCAGUCAAACGAAAGAAUAAAUAAAUAAAUAAAUAACUGUAUUUGUUUAGGCAGAUAAGAUACUCUCAAUGGCAUUGGCAGCAGUGGGGGAACCAGAGACUCCACAAAAAAGGGCACAAGAUUCUGAUGGGGGACUCUACCCACGACAGCUCUACCCUGGAGGGAGCAAAUUUUAAAUAUAGCCAUCUGUAGAUGCUUAGACACAACACUGUAAAAAUACUUUUUCCAAGCAAUGUUACUUGACGAAUUAAUCAGCUUCUGCCUUCCUCGACAGGGGCCCGCCCAGCUUUCACAAUUGAGGUUCCUGUGCCCCACUGGCAUUGCCACUGAUAAGUAGUUAGCAAAUAAAGUUAAUAGAAUAGAAAUGUAUAGUAUGAGGUGGGUUGUAACAUUACUAACAACAAUACAAUCAAAGCGAGGCAGAAAACAGUUUUUGGCUUGGUGAUUCUUGAAUAUCUAAACCUGUGGGAAUAAGAGUGGUUACUGCCCUUUGUGUCUUUAAGGAAAGUCAUCACAAUAAUUGGAAGCUGUUUCGUGCAGGGGGGGGGGGAACAUUUUGGUUUUCAAACUUUGAGGUCUAUCCCUUGCUGAGCAUUUUUGCUUGCGUCCUUCGGCACUUUAUCUGUAUUGCUCCCCUUCACCCAGCAGUAUAAAUGGGUACCUGGUGGGGUUUCCUGCUACUGCGCCAAUAUGACAAGUGCGCAACCGUGCGGGUGGUGGUCAGAGGCUUUGACCUUUAACCUGGAGGCAUUUUUUUUUUUGCACAUCACAAUUCAAUGCAUAUAGUAUUUUGGCUUGCUCCAAAAUGUACUACAGUUUCGCUAUAAUAGUGUAAAGAUAACAUUUGGCCCUGGAGCCAUUUGAUCAAGGUAAUUUUCUUUGUUGGAGGCACGAAAGUUUUUUCCAGGCCUGGUGGACCCAAUGACUUCAGUGUCUUAAAAAAUCUAUCUGUACAACAUACCGAAUUCCUUUUUUCCUUCAAAGCAUGGCUUUAAAAUAUCAUAUAUUUAUUAAACUGGAUAAAUCAAGAAUUGAAAUUGUAAACAAUGGCGCAAGCUGAACACUAAACACAGCUUAAUCAUGAAUGAUGUUAUGAUGCUAGAAAAUAUAGAUAAUGAAUGCUAAAAAAUGCUAAGUAUAUACAUCAUAUAUAUUCAUAUAUUUAAUUUUUAUGUUUUAUGGGGAAAAUGUUUAUUAAUACUUUAAUAGAAUAAAUAAUGGCUAAAAAAUAUAAAGAAAUGAAUGCUAGAAAAUGCUAAGUAUAUACUUGACUACAUAUAUGAAUUAAGUAUAAUUAUGUAUAAGCUUAUAUACACAUAUUCCAGAAUAGUAUAUUUUACAACUAAAAAUCUGUUACAAAAUAUUGAUUUGAGAAUAAAAACAUUUAUGGUGCAAGGCAGCAAAUAUGUUUUAUUUUAUUCACAGUGUUUGAAAGAGCAACAGUUUGGUCACAAAGACAAGAACAUUAUUCAGAUAAACUAGAAAGGGAAUUUGUUUAGUGUAUAAAGGUACCAUAUACCCACACUUUUUUUUAGCAAUUAUUAUGUGAGGCUUUGGUCUUUAAGCACGAGAGAGGACUUGAAUGCGCAAGUCUCAUUCCAAAUGCAUAAGAAUUGGUAGGUCUGCGGUUAAUCUGAUAACCUGAGCAUUUUACUACUUUACCCAGGUGGAAAUUGCUGACCUUCCUAUGGGGCCAGAUUGACCUUGCUGCAUAUAAAGGUUACAUCAUCCUACUUGCAGUGAAACAGUAAAUCUUGAACGUAUCCAUAAAGUAUGUUCACACAAAACAUAUCCAAAAAUCUAUUACUAUUUAUAGUUGAACAAACUCUCAACAAAGAAAAUUUUCCAUACUGAUCUUUCAAUUGCUUUAGAAAGAUGUUUUCAAAGAAGUAUUCUUGCAAUCUAAUGUACUAUGACAUGAUGCACGGAACCAUUAGC
This is a messenger RNA of Anneissia japonica, 3043 nucleotides long. RefSeq lists its product as uncharacterized. The coding region runs from base 300 to 887 and encodes 195 amino acids. Lineage: Eukaryota; Metazoa; Echinodermata; Crinoidea; Comatulida; Comatulidae. The record is from RefSeq and is a predicted model, not a curated record. The transcript has 2 exons.